AUGCCCAUAUUUCAAGAUGACCUCGGUGACGGCCGAGAGAUAUUGCCCAUUCAAAAAUCAAAAAUGACACCUGUUUCAAUGUCACCCCCGGAAAGAAGAACGAUCAUGAGGAAAGAUAGUGAAGAAAGCAUUAGAACGGAACUAUGUGAAGGCCCUACUAUACCGACUUUAGGUUUGGAUACAAGCUUUAAGAACUCAUACAGCGCAGCAUCGGAUAGAGGAGAUCUUAUUGAUAGGUUGAAAAGGGGCGAAAGUUCGAGUUGGUUCCCGAAUUUAAAUUUGGAGUCCCUACUUCACGGCCAAAGCCCGGAAACUCCCAUUCGAAAGACCUCGAAUCAUUCGAAUUCAUCUUCCCUGUUACCAUCUCCCGAAAUAUCCAAUACUACCAGACCCUCGUCGGUAGACAAACCUAGCUUACAAGCUGGUCUAGAGAUUGAACGACCAAGGUCCGCAUUACACAGUGGGAAUUUCACAGAAGGUCCACAACAAACUAUAUCUGGCAGUCCUGCGCAAGACAUGAAGAGAUUUGGCACAGUAAAUCUACCAUGGCUAGCUACAUCUCCACCGCGAAAUUUUACUCCCUUUCAACUCGAUCCUCGGUUCCCAUCAGUGGAUAGGGUUGAAGCAGAUUCAAGAACAAGAACUCGUGCACCGUCGUUAUCCUCUUCAUACUCUUCGAGCUUUGUAUUAAAAGCACCAACAAGCCCUUUGGUACAAUCAGAAAGUAAUGACGACUUAGAUUAUACGUCAAAUUUAAAUCCAAUAGAUAUUUCUCCCGGGACACCUAAAACUAACUCAAGACGUCAUACUUUACAGGCUUCACAUUCUAUAUAUCCAAAUAAUUCUAUACCGGGAUCCACUGCUUUUAACAAGCCUUUGCCGAGUCUCAGGAGAGACAAUACAUAUCCUUACCAAGCUCAUCAACCCCGGAGAUCUCUUGCCUCUAACACAAUGCCCCACUUGACAUCUUCUCCGCAGACACCGAUUUUCUCGCGGUCAAGGAGACCUUCAUUCUCGGAUUUAUCACCUCUGCAUGCUUCGAUGGUGGGAUCAUAUGAAGAGAGUAUCCUUCGGGGACGAAUGUCUACUACACCCUCUAAACCACUCGAUUUUGUUGCUCAAAUAGGGGUGCUGGGGUUCGGAAAGUGCAAACCGAGUCUCAAAUGUCCACCUCAUGUGACCCUAUCAUUUCCGGCAGUAUUUUAUGCCUAUGAAUCCACAAGUCAUGGUCGGAGAGGGAAAUCUGAUGAUGGACCUAGUCCAUAUGUUGGCUGUAUUGAUUUAGAAAAUGGAUUGCCGAGCCCCGAGAAAGCCAAGGAUAAUCAAAAGAGGAGGAGAAAUGCUACGCUUGACCGAAUACAUACGGAUGAUCUCGACGCCAACCCAUCAAGUUCAGGACAAGCCUCAGAACGAGAAAUUCGUAGAGCAGGAAAACAAAAACGCCGAUCCACUUCUCCACGAGCGCCUCCAGGUGGUAGCUAUCGUAUUCCCGAAAAAGGGCAAUUGCAAAUCAUCAUUAAGAACCCUAACAAAACAGCUGUCAAAUUGUUUCUCGUCCCAUAUGAUCUCACUGGAAUGGAACCUGGCACCAAAACGUUUAUCCGUCAACGGAGCUACUCUGCCGGGCCUAUUCUUGAUUCGGCACUUUCAUCUUCGCCUCAUCGAUCCGCACCUAUCAUUGAUCCACUCGCCGAAAGGCCUACUCUUCGCUAUCUCGUUCAUAUUCACAUUUGCUCACCAGCUCGAGGUCGCUACUAUCUCUACAAAAGCAUACGAGUCGUCUUUGCCAAUCGUGUUCCAGAUGGUAAAGAAAAGCUUCACAACGAGAUCACAUUUCCAGAACCAAAAUUCACUACUUAUAAAGCAAUUCGCGAUUCGAGUUUCGGGGGUGCAGGUGCGGCAUUGGCGGCGGAAAAAGCGUUUCGGAGAAGAAGUUCUGGAUUUCCUUUGAGUGGAAAUAGGAAUUUUGAUUUUGGAGGUGAUGAUGGUGCAUCGCAUAGGGGAGUGGUGGGUCCUAUUCCUUUUCAAUUUCCUACGAAGAGGGGUAUGACGGAUGGAGAUAGUGAUAUUGGACCAUUCGAUUUGGAAGCAAGGGAAUCAUUGAAUUCGGAGCAUAAUUCGAGACCGGGUACGGCGUUUGGAGAGGUAGAAAUGGGCGGUAUGAGGAGUGGCAUAGGGACGGGACUAUAUGAGAAAUUGAAGAAAGGCGAUUUGGGUUAUGGCGGUGACGGAUUCUCGUCAACGAGAGUCAAUACUCCCGAUAGAGGGGGGAGACAAUCUCCCGCUGAAGGAUUGCUGGCAACAAGAUUGAGGGAGCUGGGUGUAGGGCUCUCGAUGGGGAUGGCUGGUAUAGAUGAGAGAGAAGGAGAGGGUCCUGAAAGCAAGAAGCUAGGGGGAGAUUCAUAG
Molecule: messenger RNA, 2406 nt
Organism: Botrytis fragariae
Lineage: Eukaryota; Fungi; Ascomycota; Leotiomycetes; Helotiales; Sclerotiniaceae
Exons: 3
Coding region: 1-2406 (801 amino acids)
Source: RefSeq, a predicted model, not a curated record